Molecule: messenger RNA, 1673 nt
Organism: Sphaeramia orbicularis (orbiculate cardinalfish)
Lineage: Eukaryota; Metazoa; Chordata; Actinopteri; Kurtiformes; Apogonidae
Product: UBX domain-containing protein 2A-like
Exons: 7
Coding region: 149-889 (246 amino acids)
Biological process (GO): Golgi organization; membrane fusion; autophagosome assembly
Cellular component (GO): nucleus; cytosol
Molecular function (GO): ubiquitin binding
Source: RefSeq, a predicted model, not a curated record
UCUGUUGUUUAUCGACAACCUUACAGAAGUGUCUAUAAAUAUUUAUCCAGAUGUUAGCCAGAAUAAUCUGUGUGAGAUAGAGAUUGGCUUCGGAUGAGUAGUAGUGAAUAAACCACAGGCCUAAUAAAGAUGGAAAAUACAAAACGUCAUGAAAGAUAUUGACACUGUGGGGGGUGAAAAAGAAGAAAAUUGUGAAGAAAAUGAAGAGCAGGCUCAAAUGAGGCGUAGUUUUUCGGUGGAAGACCUGCUUGAUGAGGUGGAGAAGAUCUGUUACGAUGCCUCAGGGACGUCUAAGGUGGAGAUGGUGGUGAGACUGUGGAAAGAUGGCUUCACCGUAAAUGAUGAGGAGUUUCGUAGUUACUCCGUACCAGAAAACCAAGACUUCCUAGAUGCCAUCAAAAGAGGAGAGCUUCCGGCAGAGUGGGAAAGCAGAGCAGAAGAGGAGGAGCUGGAGAUCAGUGUGGAGGAUCUGACUGAGGAAACAUAUGUACCCAAGAAAAAGGCGUUUCACCCUUUCAGCGGCCGAGGAUACCGACUCGGCAGUGUUGCACCCAGAGUUGUGGCCAGGUCACCAUCUGUGCACGAGGAUGGAGAAUCUCCUCCUAUUCCCAUGGUAACACUAGACCACGCCCUUCCUGUUACCUCCCUGCAGAUCUGGUUGGCUGAUGGAAGGAGACUGGUCCAGAGGUUUAACCUAUCGCAUCGGAUCUAUGAUGUUCAAGAUUUCGUCGCACGCUGCCAGAGGAGUUGCCCUCCUUUUGUCCUGACCACAUCACUUCCUUUCCGAGAGCUGAGCGAUAAAGAAUUAAGCCUUGAGGAGGCGGAUUUGGCAAACGCUGUGAUUAUCCAGAGACCCCUGAACACACAGGCUCCUUUCGGACACUCCUGACCAAUAGGGCCCAUAAUUCACACACCACUUCGCCCUGCACUGACACCCCACCAUCCCUCUGAUUGGACUCUCAAGGCUUAAAGCACAUCACUUCUCUUUUCUCAGCAGUUGGAUGAUUGUUGUUUCCCCCCUGCGGUGUAGAAACCUCUGUGUGGGAUUAUCUUCAGACUAAUGAAGAUAUGGUUAGCUAAUUACAAACAUCUCCACCGUUACAGCUGCUGCUGUGCAUUGUUGUCGAUGCUUAAUUUGUUUUUCUUCCUCUGGAGGACACUGUUUACCUGCCAACGAGUCCCUCCAAACCCCUAAACUGCAGAAAAAAACUGUCAAGGCAAACCAGUGCUGUCACCCUUGCAGAUGGUCACCCAUGUGUGUCCAUCUGUUCGUCUGCUAACAUGUAACCAUCACACCCUCCUACUCUCGCACACAAGCACACCAGCACCAUCCCCUAACUCUUCCAAGUCUUCCCAAACUGUGUUCUUAUGAUAUUUCUGCACUAUUGAAAAUAUGGGGCUGAUAUUUCACACUUGUAUUUCUAGAUGUAUGUUUACAUUUGUAUUUAAUAUCGAACACCUUCUUUUGUUUACACACCUUUCAGAUAAAAAAGAGAAGACAUGAUAUUUUAUUUAUGACCUGACUUUACAGGACUGUCAGUUCUUUUGCCAUUGUUUGCCUUUUUUGUGAACAUUUGCCUUCAUUUUGGGUGGAGAUUUAAUUCAGAAUGUACAAUGUGUUGUCUUAUAUUUGACAUAUCACAGAUUAAGGGACAAUAAAAAUCCUCCUCAGA